Acomys russatus (golden spiny mouse) is the source of this 1205-nucleotide messenger RNA. RefSeq names its product arylacetamide deacetylase-like. The transcript is spliced from 5 exons. The record is from RefSeq and is a predicted model, not a curated record. Gene Ontology annotation, biological process: positive regulation of triglyceride catabolic process. Bases 1 to 1197 code for a protein of 398 amino acids. NCBI's taxonomy places the organism in Eukaryota, Metazoa, Chordata, Mammalia, Rodentia, Muridae. Gene Ontology annotation, molecular function: triacylglycerol lipase activity; serine hydrolase activity. Gene Ontology annotation, cellular component: endoplasmic reticulum membrane.
AUGGGGAGAACCGUGUUGCUUCUCAUCUUUGUGGCGCUUCUAGCUUAUUAUGUUUCUGUACCUGUUCCUGAUGACGUCGAAGAGCCUUGGAAACUGGCCUGGGAGACGACAAAAAUUAAAGUAGUUUCAGAUUUGGCUUCUUUUGCUGAACUUUUGGGCAUCAGUCAUUUCAUGGACACAAUGCAGUUACUUAUGAAACUUGAAGAAGUUCCACCCACCUCUGAUGAGAAUGUCACUGUGACAGAGACGACUUUCAACAGUGUUCCUGUUCGCAUAUACCUCCCCAAAAGGAAGGCCACCACACUCAGGAGGGCCUUGUUUUACAUUCAUGGUGGUGGCUGGUGUUUGGGGAGUGCUGCUCUUAGGGGAUAUGACAAUCUGUCAAGGCGGACAGCUGAUAGACUCGAUGCUGUUGUCGUUUCAACAAACUAUGGAUUAGCUCCAAAAUAUCAUUUUCCAAGACAAUUUGAAGAUGUGUACAGUGCCUUACAAUGGUUUUUACAAGAAAACACUCUUGAAAAAUAUGGUGUAGAUCCUAGAAGAGUCGGUGUGUCUGGGGACAGUGCUGGUGGGAACUUAGCUGCAGCUGUUACCCAACAGCUCAUACAGGAUCCAGAUGUCAAGACCAAACUCAAGGUCCAAGUCUUAGUAUAUCCUGCCCUUCAGGCCCUUGAUAUGAAUCUACCAUCACUUCAAGAAGGUUCACACUUUCCAUUUUUAUCCAGCUCACUCAUGGCUAGGUUUUGGAGUGAAUACUUUACUACAGACCGAGCCCUGGAGAAAGCCAUGCUUCUCAAUCAACAUGUACCUGUGGAAUUCAGCCAUUUGUUUCAAUUUGUGAAUUGGAGUUCCUUGCUCCCUGAGAGAUAUAAGAAAGGUUACUUCUAUAAGAACCCCACCCCUGGUAAUUCUGAGCUGGCUCAAAAAUACCCAGGGUUCGUAGAUGUGAAAGCAUGUCCUCUUUUGGCCAAUGAUAAUACACUGCGUCAUUUACCUCUGACCUAUAUCAUCACUUGCCAGUAUGAUGUGCUAAGAGAUGAUGGACUCAUGUAUGUGACACGACUUCAGAAUGUUGGAGUUCCUGUGACUCAUCACCACAUUAAGAAUGGAUUCCAUGGGGCAUUUACCCUUCGUGAUUUUAAAAUUGCAUACAGGAUGCAAAAUCAGUACUUGAGUUGGCUUAUGGAAAAUCUGUAGCAAUACCU